Messenger RNA from Oppia nitens, 1251 nucleotides. RefSeq names its product probable myosin light chain kinase DDB_G0271550. Gene Ontology annotation, biological process: autophagosome organization; peptidyl-serine phosphorylation; protein autophosphorylation. The record is from RefSeq and is a predicted model, not a curated record. Lineage: Eukaryota; Metazoa; Arthropoda; Arachnida; Sarcoptiformes; Oppiidae. Gene Ontology annotation, cellular component: autophagosome; cytoplasm. The coding region runs from base 88 to 1212 and encodes 374 amino acids. The transcript has a single exon. Gene Ontology annotation, molecular function: protein serine/threonine kinase activity; ATP binding.
AAAUCAAAAGUUAAAAAGCUAUCAAAACUAUUGGAUAAAAACUCUGUUGACAGAUAUGCGACCAAAUGGGAGACAAUUGUGCCCCCGAUGUCCGACACCGAGGAAGCGGCAGAAUUUGAAAAAGAGCUGAAAUCGUUGCAAACAGUGAAGACAGAUAUGACUGCAAUGAACAAUAAGAUAGACUUAUUUAGAGUCGUUUUGAAUACUAGAAAAUACGAGUUAGUGUCAGAUGUGCCCAUCGGGAGGGGAGGCUUUGGACAGGUAUUCAAAGUGAGACACUUGAACACCAAAGAGCUGUUGGCUCUGAAGACAAUGGAACUGAAAUCAGGCAAUCAUUUGAGUCGAAAUCGGUUCUUGAGUUUCGUUAAUGAAGUCAAAGCCCUUAAGAAGAAUCCGCACAAAAAUAUUAUUGAAUUAAUUGAUAAUUUUGUUGUUAAACAAUAUUGUUUUACAAUACUCGAGUUGGCCAACGGCGGUGAUCUCAGUAAACGAUUGAAACGAAAAUAUUUAGACUCCAGACAGACAUACACCGAAUCGGAGGCCAUCGACUAUUUCGGACAAAUAGUUAGUGCCAUUCAUUUUGUACACACAAACGGCUUAACUCAUGGCGAUCUCAAACUGGAAAACAUAUUGAUUGUGAUCGACAAACAAAGACAAGAAACAUUGAAAGUUACUGAUUUCGGGUGCGCACAGGUAGGCAUCAAUCAACAGAAUCAUCAAUUGAAUCUAAUGAAUAGCGCCACCGGAACAGUAGUCUAUAUGUCACCCGAACAGCUAAGGGUCUACUUAUGUAAUAAUUUGAAUCGACCGGAUCUAUUCAAAAAUCCAACUCAUAAUUAUAAUCCCUUUCGAUCGGAUAUCUGGGCGCUCGGUAUAUGUCUCUAUAGACUACUAUUCUAUGAACACCCGUAUGAUUAUGAUUUCAACAAUGAAUUGCAGUCAUUGCCACUAAUGUUGAAUAGUAUGAAAGCUGCGAUCAAUGCUCCCAAACGUUAUACUAAUCAUGUGAGCAAUCAAUGUAUGGAUUUGUUGAGAAAUUUACUUAAUUAUCAAAAAGAUGCCCGAAUUGACAUACAAAUGGUUGUCCGACACGUUUGGCUUAGAGAUUGUCCACAUUUGACAUAUAUUUUUGCUAAAAAACAGCAACAAAAAAGAAAAACUCGUAAAAGCAAAACUAAAGCAAAUACUAAAAAAACAAAAUCUAAACCAUAAAACAGCUUAAUAUUAUUAUUAUUAUUAUUAUUAUUAAUA